Molecule: messenger RNA, 1200 nt
Organism: Colletes gigas
Lineage: Eukaryota; Metazoa; Arthropoda; Insecta; Hymenoptera; Colletidae
Gene: tll
Product: nuclear receptor subfamily 2 group E member 1
Exons: 4
Coding region: 1-1200 (399 amino acids)
Biological process (GO): anatomical structure development; cell differentiation; positive regulation of transcription by RNA polymerase II
Molecular function (GO): nuclear receptor activity; zinc ion binding; RNA polymerase II cis-regulatory region sequence-specific DNA binding
Source: RefSeq, a predicted model, not a curated record
AUGCAAAACCAGGAGCCACAAAUUGGGCAUAUGCCUGUGCCACAGCCGAAGAUGCCUGCCUCUUCCAGCCGCAUUCUGUACGAUAUCCCAUGCAAGGUCUGUCGGGACCAUUCUUCGGGGAAGCAUUACGGUAUAUUUGCGUGUGACGGUUGCGCCGGUUUCUUCAAAAGAUCGAUACGUAGAAAUCGUCAGUAUGUCUGCAAAGCGAAGUCCGAAGGGGGCUGCAUGGUGGAUAAGACACAUCGGAACCAAUGUCGAGCGUGUCGCUUGGCCAAGUGCAUUCAAGCUGGCAUGAACAGAGAUGCUGUGCAACACGAACGUGGCCCACGAAACUCGACUCUACGUAGGCAGAUGGCCUUAUACUUUAAAGAACCCGAAAUGAUGGCCAACAUGGUGCCCCCACCAGCGGGAGCUUUAGAUCUGGCUUUGCCUAAACCACCGACCGAGCCUCGUGUUUCCGUCGCAGCGCCAGCCCCUCAUCAUCCUCUUCCACACCCUAUUUAUUGCAACAGUAUGGCACUGCCCAAGAUUCCAGUGAGCGUGGCGGGUUUGUCGACCGUGCCGUUGAUCCCAGCGAUAACAGCAGAGUCCAUCUGCGAGCAGGCUGCGAGAUUGCUCUUCUUGAACGUCCAUUGGGCCAGAGACCUGGCGGCGGGAACGAGCCUGACCCUGGACGACCAGCUGACUCUGUUGGAGUCUUCCUGGCGGGAGUUGUUCUUGCUCGCGGCGGCGCAGAUUCUGCCAACGUUAGACCCGACGGCUCUGCUCACGCCAGGUCCUCAGGGUCUCGGAUUGGCCGUCGAGGUGAAUCGUUUCAGGGAAACGCUGGCUGGUUUCCACACGAUGAACCUCGACCAGCACGAGUUCGCAUGCAUCAGGGCGAUCGUGCUGUUCAAGGCGGGUCUGGAUUGCGAGCCGCUUCCCAGCAGCAGAAGCAGCAACGGUUCCGCGUCGCCCAGCACAGGAAGCAGACUGAGGGACCCAUCGACCGUCGCUAGAUUGAGAGACGGAGCUCAAUUGGCCCUGGGACAGAGGCUGAGCGGCGCGUCGUUCGGUGCUUUGAGGUUUAGCAAGCUGAUGCUGUUGCUGUCGACUCUGCGCUCGGUGUCCACCCACGCGAUCGAGGAACUGUUCUUCAGGAGGACCAUAGGCAUCAUACCUAUCGAGAGGAUCAUCUGUGACAUGUACAAAGCGGCCUGA